Messenger RNA from Morone saxatilis (striped sea-bass), 2458 nucleotides. It is a transcript of the gene atp1b3a, whose product is annotated as ATPase Na+/K+ transporting subunit beta 3a. The coding region runs from base 986 to 1825 and encodes 279 amino acids. Gene Ontology annotation, cellular component: sodium:potassium-exchanging ATPase complex. The record is from RefSeq and is a predicted model, not a curated record. The transcript is spliced from 7 exons. Lineage: Eukaryota; Metazoa; Chordata; Actinopteri; Moronidae. Gene Ontology annotation, molecular function: ATPase activator activity. Gene Ontology annotation, biological process: intracellular sodium ion homeostasis; potassium ion import across plasma membrane; intracellular potassium ion homeostasis.
CAAAUGAUGUUAUUGUGUAAUAUAUGUUGUAUAUGACCCGUAAGGUGGAGGAGCCAGCCGCGACUGUGAGAUACAGCAAGAGGUUCUUAAAGUGAAUCUAAGUUUCAACCACAAUCUCCUUUCUCCUCACACAAAACCCCAUCAGACAGCUCCUUGGGGUGUAGAGGGGUGCAGGCGUGCAGUGGGAGUGGGUUACAUAUGUGUGUGUGUGUGUGUGUGUGUGUGCACGCUAAACCAGAGCUUUCUAUACAGUGAUUAGAGCAUCAAUUGCUGUCGAAAUCCACUCCAGCCUGUACGAUUGGUUACUGGUUUGGUGACUCAUACGAUCAGAGGCGCUGUGGUAAACCUAUAACGAAUCAUAUCUAAUUUCAGAUUUCCUCAUAUCAGAAUAUUAGCAUGAUGCCAUAGAUGACUAAAACAUACCUAAAGCGGACCUAUAGGUUCACCACUGAGUGCCACGGACACACCGUGAUCCUCUCGUUUCACACUGGAAAUGUCACAUUUUUGCGUUUUUCUUGCGUUUGCUGAAGGACCCCACAGCCUGUAGACACCUCACAUAAAAUGGAGAUCCCAAACGCAUGUAGCCACUAUAAUAUAAUUGAUGAUAAGAGAGAUAGUGUGCGCUCUAUUUAUAAUUUGUGCGCGUAACGGUGCGUCUCUCCGUCAUUAGCCAAUGUGCAUCCAUCUGGUCGCACUGCAUCAGCUGCCACGGCGGGGCUUGUGUGGACGUCACAGAUCUCUCUCUCUCUCUCUCUCUCUCUCUCCUUUCCUCACCUUGCCCUUCUCGUUUUUUUGUUCUGCCAGAGCAUCUCUCUCGUUCUGCUCUCUCCCUCUCUCUCUCCCUCUCUCCACCGCCCACUCCACUCACCGCCGCCUCGCCGGCUUCUUCGCCUCACCACAUCGCCCGCUGCCCCCUUUUUCUGCAUUUUUUAAGGGAGAAGAAACCGCACAUUUUGCACCGGAAAAAAAAAAAAAAUAGAUCAACAUGGCGAGCACCGAGGAUAAACCAGCCAACAAGGAGAACACGUCCAGCUGGAAGGACUCCAUCUACAACCCGAGGACCGGGGAGCUGAUGGGUCGCACGGCCAGCAGCUGGGCCCUCAUCCUGUUGUUCUACCUGGUUUUCUACUGUUUCUUGGCUGGUAUGUUCGCCCUGACCAUGUGGGUGCUGCUGCUCACUCUGGAUGACUAUGUGCCAAAGUACAGAGACCGCGUCCCCUAUCCAGGAUUGAUGAUUCGCCCAAAUUCACUGGAUAUCAUGUUUAACAAAUCUGACACGUUGAAGUAUGAACAGUAUGUCAAAACCUUGGAGAACUUUCUGCAAAGAUAUAACGAUACAGAGCAGGAGAAGAACAAGGACUGCAUACAGGGAGAGUAUUUUGAGCAGAACAACAACGAGGAAAUGACAAAGGAAGCUUGUCGCUUCAAGAGGAGCCUCCUGAGUCUCUGCUCCGGCCUCUCUGACACCAGCUUUGGCUAUUCUGAGGGAAAACCUUGUGUGCUGCUGAAAAUGAACAGGAUCAUCGGCCUGAAGCCCCGUGGGGAUCCCUACAUCAACUGCACAGUAAAAAGAGAGACCCCAAUCCAAAUGCAGUAUUUCCCCAGUGAGGGGCGUAUUGAUAAGAUGUAUUUCCCCUACUACGGCAAGAAAGCCCAUGAGAGUUACGUGCAGCCCCUGGUGGCUGUGAAGCUGCUGCUCACCAAGGAGGACUUCAACAAGGAGCUGUCGGUGGAGUGCAGGGUAGAGGGCUCUGACCUUCGCAACAACGACGAAAGGGACAAGUUCCUGGGCCGCAUCACCUUCAGGAUCAAGGUAGUCGAGUAAAAGAGAAGACGGCCGGUAAAAAGGAAACCUGAUGCAGAGGCUGCCAACGUUUGCUAAGGAUUUAUGUUCAAAAAUCUGAAAGAAAAAAAAAAUGAGAGGAAGGAAGUGUCAAAUACGUCACAAAGACGCCAUAUAUUAUUGGGGUGUGGCCAAACUGUUUGAUGCAGAUUGGUUUGGUUUCCAGUAGGACAGCCAGUUAGAUGCAGAAAUUGAAUGUUGCUUUGAUGACAUUUCUGACCCUUCUUUCCUUCAUUAUUCCUUGCUGACCUCCUCAAAGAUUCCCAGAACAAGACACAGGCUCUGCUCCCCUGACCCCAUCCAUCCACCCUUUCAUUCACCUGUUGCACUGUUCAUUCCUCACUCAGUUAAUCUUUUUUAUUUUAUUUUUAGCAUUGAUGUGAUUAGAGAAUUUAUAGCCAUUGCAACCAAGCCAUUUGGAGCUGUCGUGUAAUUGCUGAAACAACUUUUUUUGAAAUGUUUUUAGAUCUUCCUUCUGUCAGGAAGAGAGUGUUGUUUUCAUCUCUCCAAGCUGUAUGAACGACUGUGUUAGCACUGGUGUUGAGAGGAUUUUUAUCUUGCUGUAUAGUACAAUUGAGAAAGUGACAUUUCCGACAUAUCUCCAGAGUAUUCAUA